Messenger RNA from Annulohypoxylon maeteangense, 1416 nucleotides. RefSeq lists its product as uncharacterized. Bases 1 to 1416 code for a protein of 471 amino acids. The transcript has a single exon. The record is from RefSeq and is a predicted model, not a curated record. NCBI's taxonomy places the organism in Eukaryota, Fungi, Ascomycota, Sordariomycetes, Xylariales, Hypoxylaceae.
AUGGAGAAGAAAUCCCCUUCGAGUCCCUCUUGGGCCUGUGUUGCAGGCUCUAAGGACCACGACGUCCAACAUCUACAUCCUGCUCGAAUUAAUCAGAGACCAGCUUCGAUGGCCACUGAACCUAAGGCCACGACAAGCACGACAGACACGAACGUAGACGUUGCAUUGUUAAAUGCAACGAUCGCAACCCUUAACGACGACUUAGCGCGUCGGACUUCUGAUCUGAUUGAGAUCAGAUAUCAUCUCCUCAGUAAAACUGCUGAGGUAGAUAACCUCAAGUCUACCGUGGCUACUCUAAGCGAAGGAUUAGAGUUGGCCAAAGCUAAGGAAAUCGGUGGCUCUUGCAAAGACACCGAGAUUCAACAGCUUAAAUCUGAGGUCGCAAGUCUGAGAAAUGCCCUUCAUACAGGGGUAAUCUCGAUCGCACAACUUUACGGACCUACCAGUCUCCAGGAGUUCAAUGCCAUUUGUGGUAAGGGCUCAAAGGCUGAUAACGGGACAGCAGUGGAAUAUACCACACAAAUUCCGAAAGCCUCCCAUUACCAGCAGACAAAGACUGCACCGUCUUUAUACGACGGUUCUCAGCACUUAAAUGAUGGUAGUGUCGAGGGAAAUGUUUCUGCUAUCAUCCAAAACUGCGCCCCUGUGGACGCCCAAUUAUCAAGCGUCAAUAUCCCUAGAGCUAUCGUUAAUCUCCCACCUUCCAAGAAUAUACAGCAAGGUUCAGACAACCCGAAUAAGAAGGAACGAGGAAGUAAGAAACCAGUACGACUACGAACAAACACCGCCAAGCGCGUCAAUAAACCCACGGCGACUGCUUGUGUUAACAAAGCGCCUCUUGGUGGAAUGUCCCAAGACGCGGAUCGCCCGACGGAUAACUGUGAUGGCUGGACUACGAUUCCAGUGAAGAACAGGCCUAAGGAAAAUAACAAGAAGAGACAGAACAGGAAGGGAAAAGGCGCCGCAAAUGCAAAAGUGGAAGGAAAGGGAGAAGAAGAGGGAAAUGGGGGAGUGAAUUCGGGCCCCAACUCUCAGGCAAAGAAAUCCCAGACUGUUCAGAAGAAGGUUCCAGGUGAAGCCCAACCUCAACAGGGAUCCAACACCAACCCACCCCAGCACAGACGCGCCAGAAGACCAAGAGGAACAGUGAUCGGAUCAGCCUCUAACUUCUCGCAGAAGCCCAAGCAAGCUCGCGAGCAGGCUAAAGAUCAAGCUAUACCAAAGAAUGGCAAGGAACAACCUGCGAAACCCACCCAAUCCGCGCAAAAGCAUGGCAAGGCAAGCUUACCGAUCUCUCCCGCUGCCAAUACCAAUACCGUGGAGCCUAAGCCACAAUCCAAAGCGGCAAGCAACCCUGGAUCGGCGCGUACUUCGUCACUCAGUCCUGCCGCCGAUUGGGCUUUCGGGCGCAAGUAG